This is a messenger RNA of Uncinocarpus reesii 1704, 852 nucleotides long. RefSeq lists its product as uncharacterized. The record is from RefSeq and is a predicted model, not a curated record. Gene Ontology annotation, molecular function: protein binding. The transcript has 4 exons. Lineage: Eukaryota; Fungi; Ascomycota; Eurotiomycetes; Onygenales; Onygenaceae. Bases 1 to 852 code for a protein of 283 amino acids.
AUGCCGCGAAUUCGCCUGGAUAACCUGUUCGGGGACCCCUUUGCCUUGGCAUCGGUCUCCAUAUCGUUGCUCGCAUGGUUGAUUGCGUUCGUUUCUGCGAUUAUAUCCUCUAUCCGCGACUCCUUCCCUCCUAUCUACUGGUGGAACCUUGUCUAUAUGUUCCUUUGUAUCGUUGGCAUCGCGUACGUGAUGGCAACGGCAACGACCCAUAUCUAUAGCACCGCGGUUGUUGGAUAUGUCUCCGCAGGUUUUGCCUUUACCACCUUCGCCGCCGAUGGUUUAUUGAAAAAGCAAUCCGGGUCGAACGAAGCCGCGGGCGCUGGAUUUAUCCUUCUCUCCAUCGUAAAUGUCGUCUGGAUAUUCUAUUUCGGAUCAUCGCCCCAGUCGCGAUCGCGUCACUACAUUGACUCAUUCGCCAUGCAUAAAGAACAACCAUCCUACCUCAACCCCAGCCAGAUGUCGAACCAUUACAACAAUCGACCUGACACCACCGUCUCCACCCAGCCGCCCCAAAUGUAUACCUCCGCGCAAUUGAAUGGCUUCGAGACGUCGUCACCCUAUGGUGCCCCACCAGGGCCAUCCGGAGCAUCAGGCAUCGGCAAUUCACAAGUUAACUUGGCAGGCACAAGCUCCAAUGGCGAAGCGCCCAACGAAGUGAGCCCGCCUACGGAAUACCCUUAUAAGGCUAAGGCGAUCUAUGCAUAUGAAGCAAAUCCCGAUGAUGCAAACGAAAUCAGUUUCACCAAAAAUGAAAUUCUCGAAGUGUCGGAUGUAAGCGGCCGGUGGUGGCAGGCGAAGAAAGCGACGGGAGAGACGGGAAUAGCACCAUCGAAUUACUUGAUCUUGCUUUGA